GACCUGAGACCCCAACGUGGACUCGGAAUUUGUCUUUUGCGGCUGGUGCUCCGCCGUUCCCGGUUUCCGGUGGGAUCCCAGAGGAGCCGGAGUGCUUCUCUGUCCUCCAGCCGCCUUCACCAUGUCCAAGAUGCCGGCCAAGAAGAAAAGCUGCUUCCAGAUCACCAGUGUCACCACAGCCCAGGUGGCCACUAGCAUCACUGAGGACACCGAGAGCCUGGACGACCCGGACGAGUCACGUACGGAAGACGUCUCCUCCGAGAUAUUCGAUGUUUCCCGGACAACGGAUUACGGCCCCGAGGAGGUCUGCGAGCGCAGCUCCUCGGAAGAGACGCUCAAUAAUGUUGGGGAUGCGGAGACCCCUGGGACCGUAUCUCCAAACCUCCUUUUGGAUGGGCAGCUGGCGGCCGCCGUGGCUGCUCCCACCAACGGAGUAGGCACCGUUUCGGCCCGGAGCGUGGCCAACACCCAGGCGGCAGUCGCCACCGCGGCCCCCGCCUCGGGGGCGCCGGGCUGCGCCUCCUCAGUCACGGGCUUGCCCCCUGGGCCAGGGACUCCAUCGCAGCCUCCCGCCACUUGUAGUUCCCGUUUUCGCGUGAUCAAGCUGGACCACGGGAGCGGAGAGCCCUAUAGGCGCGGACGAUGGACGUGUAUGGAAUACUAUGAAAGAGAUUCGGACAGCAGUGUCCUGACCAGGUCUGGAGAUUGCAUUAGACACAGCAGUACUUUUGAUCAGACUGCGGAGCGGGACAGCGGUCUGGGCGCCACCGGGGGGUCGGUGGUGGUAGUGGUGGCCGCGGUGCAGGGGGCGCACGGGCCCGACUCGGGAACUGACAGCUCCCUGACUGCUGUGUCACAGCUACCCCCGUCGGAGAAAAUGAGCCAUCCCGCUUCGACCCAGCCGCCGAGUUUUGGUGUUGGACAGCCGCCGCCUCCACCCGUAGGUGGGGCUAUGGCUCAAAGCUCGGCUCCGCUGCCCCCGUUCCCCGGGGCCACUGGCGGGCCACAACAAAUGAUGGCGAUUCCGCAGCCAGGCCAGACCCAGGGAGCAGGGCCCGGUAUGGCUCCUCCUGGACCCAGUGGACAGAGUCUGCCAUCGACGAAUGUAACCCUGGCGCAGCCCAGCGUGUCCCUGCCUGCACAACCUGGCCCGGCCGCCGGAGCAUCUGCGACUCAGCAGCCCCAGCAAUUCGCGUAUCCUCCGCCUCAAAUGCCGCCGGCCCAUUUGCUGCCCGUCCAGCCUUCCGGCCAGAGUGACUACCUGCAGCAACAUGUGGCUGGUCUGCAGCCGCCCAGCCCAGCGCAGCCUUCGUCUAGCAGCGCCGGAGCGAGCCCUGCCACGGCAGCCAGUCUUCCGGUAGGCACCGCCCAGAACGCCGCCUCGGUGGGCGCGCAGAUGUUGGGCGCCUCUUCCCAGCCCAGUGAAGCUGUGGCCCUGGGCCUGGGACCGGCGCAAGGAGGGAAGGCUGCUCCUUGUCCACCCGCUGGAGUGCCCCAAGCUGCUGUGGGAGGCGUGGUGCAGCCGGGCCUGGGCCUUCCUGGGCCUCCGCAGCCCCAGUCGGUGCCUCCGCAGCAAGUGGGUGGCAAUAGUCAGGUGUCAGUCGUGCCUGGUGGACCUCACGCCGUGGUGCCCGGUGUUCCAAACGUGCCUGCAGCUGUGCCCGCUCCAAGCGUGCCUAGUGUGUCUACCACUUCUGUUACUAUGCCAAAUGUUCCCGCAUCUUUGGUCCAGCCGCAGCAGCUGAGCAGCCAUACGUCAGUCAGCAGGAGCGCCAGUAUCAUCCAGCAUGGCACAUCCAACGCACCAACAAGCCUACCACAGGCCGACCUAAGCCAGUUUCAGACUCAGCCUUCAGUCGGGCAAGUUGACGAUACUAGAAGAAAAUCCGAACCCCUACCUCAACCACCACUUUCUCUUGUUGUUGAAAAUAAGCCUGUUGUGAAGCCUCCUGUUGCAGAUGCUCUGACAAACCCUCUUCAGUUAACACCUAUGAACAGUCUCUCCACCUCUGUAUUCAGCAUAGCUAUCCCUGUUGAUGGUGAUGAAGACAGGAAUCCUUCAACUGCUUUCUACCAAGCUUUCCAUUUGAACACCUUUCAGGAAUCAAAGAACCUCUGGGAUAGUGCAUCUGGGGGAGGUGUUGUAGCCAUUGACAACAAAAUAGAACAAGCAAUGGAUCUGGUGAAAAGCCAUUUGAUGUAUGCAGUAAGAGAAGAAGUGGAAGUUCUAAAGGAACAAAUAAAAGAAUUAGUUGAAAGAAACUCUUUACUUGAACGAGAAAAUGCACUGUUAAAAUCUCUUUCAAACAAUGAUCAGUUAUCCCAACUCCCAGCCCAACAGGCCAAUCCUGGUAGCACUUCUCAACAGCAAGCAGUGAUAGCACAGCCUCCACAGCCAACGCAACCUCCACAGCAGCCGAAUGUCUCCUCAGCAUAA
Orycteropus afer afer is the source of this 2437-nucleotide messenger RNA. It is a transcript of the gene TSC22D2, whose product is annotated as TSC22 domain family member 2. The record is from RefSeq and is a predicted model, not a curated record. Lineage: Eukaryota; Metazoa; Chordata; Mammalia; Tubulidentata; Orycteropodidae. Gene Ontology annotation, biological process: regulation of transcription by RNA polymerase II.